Messenger RNA from Theobroma umbraticum, 2625 nucleotides. Its product is annotated as LRR receptor-like serine/threonine-protein kinase IOS1. Gene Ontology annotation, biological process: protein phosphorylation. Gene Ontology annotation, molecular function: ATP binding; protein kinase activity; protein binding. NCBI's taxonomy places the organism in Eukaryota, Viridiplantae, Streptophyta, Magnoliopsida, Malvales, Malvaceae. The record is from RefSeq and is a predicted model, not a curated record.
AUGGGGAAGAGAAGGCAUUUCCUAUUGUUUAGCAGCUUUGCUCUGGCAUUUCUGAUCAUUCAUGCACAGGAUCAAUCAGGGUUCAUUAGCUUAGAUUGUGGGUUGCCAGAACGUUCAAGCUACAAUGAAAGCACCACAGGCAUAAAUUAUACUUCAGAUGCACCAUACAUCCAAACUGGCAUCAGCAAUAGGCUACCUGAAUUCAAUUCAGGCAUGCAGCAACAGGUUCUAGAGUAUCUCAGAAGUUUCCCUGAAGGAGACCGAAACUGUUACAUGAUAAACCUCACAAAGGGUGAAAAGUAUUUAAUCAGAACAGGUUUCAUGUAUGGAAACUAUGAUGCAAAAAAUGAAGCACCGGAAUUUGAUCUAUACUUAGGACCUAAUUUGUGGGCUACAAUGGUAUUUCAAAAUGCAUCUACUGCUAUAUUCAAGGAAAUCAUUCAAGUUCUUCAAUCAAAUUAUUUGCAUGUCUGUCUUGUCAACACUGGGAAAGGGAUACCUUUCAUAUCAGCAUUAGAGUUAAGGCUUUUGAAAAACAUAACCUACAACACUCAGUCUGCAACAGAAGCACUGGAAUUUUUCUUAAGGGAUGAUUUUGGUUCAACAUCUAAUUCAACGUUCAGGUUUCCGCAAGAUGUUUACGAUCGUAUCUGGCAGCCUUACCAAAGAAAUGAUUUGGGACAAAUAAGCACCUCUUCUCCCAUUUCAAGUAACAGCGAUUACCAACCACCAUUGCUUGCCAUGAGGACUGCUAGCAUACCAGCAAACGCAAGUCAACCCUUGAAUUUUUCCGUCCAAGAUUCUGAUUCCAAUUCCCAAUUUUAUUUGUACGUGCACGUGGCAGAAAUUGAAGAGCUCCAAGCUAACCAGUCCAGAGAGUUCAUCAUCUAUCUUAAUGACAAGCUUUGGUUCCAAGCUUACAGUCCUACAUAUUUGCGGGCAGACACCAUACAAAGCCUAUCAGCAAUAAAAGGAGGUCAGUUUUCAAUGGUAAGAACCAGAGGUUCAAGCCUUCCACCCAUCAUUAAUGCCCUUGAGGCUUAUCGUGUAAAGGAACUCAUACAGUCACAAACAGUUGAAAAAGAUGUUAAUGCGAUCGUGAAUAUAAAAUCAAUGUACGGAUUGAAGAGAAACUGGCAAGGUGAUCCUUGUGCUCCACAAAAAUACUCAUGGGAAGGUCUUAAUUGCAGUUAUGAGGAUUCCAAUCCACCCAGGAUCAUAUCUUUGAAUUUAUCCUCCAGCCGUUUGAGUGGAGAGAUACCUCCAAAUAUCGUUAAUCUCACUCAAUUGCUAUAUCUGGACUUAUCAAACAAUAAUUUGACUGGACCAGUGCCUGAGUUUCUAACUCAACUGCAAUCUCUGACUCUGUUAAACUUGGAAGGAAACGCACUUAAUGGUUCAGUUCCCAAAGGACUCAUUGACAGGUCAAACAAGGGUUUGCUACAAUUGAAUGUGGAAGGAAAUCAAAUUCCUUGUACAUGGGAAUCAUGCUCAAAGAAGAAGAAGAACAGUGCAGUGGUUCCAAUAGUAGCAUCAGUUGCUUCAGUGCUUUCUUUCCUCAUAAUUGCUUCGGCUUUCCUAUGGUGGUUUAAAAGGGCGAAACCAUCAGGCAAAAUGGAUUUGGGCUCUAGAAAACCAUACCAGCAGAAGGAGUUAAAGAAUCGACAAUUUACAUUCUCAGAUGUCCAAAAGAUGACAAAUAAUUUUGAGAGAGUUAUUGGCAAAGGAGGAUUUGGAACAGUUUUCCACGGUUGCUUAGGUGACACUCAAGUAGCAGUCAAGAUGCUAUCAAAAUCAUCUAUUCAAGGGUAUAAGCAGUUUGAAGCUGAGGUGGAGCUUCUUUUGAGAGUACAUCAUAGAAAUUUGACUUCGCUUAUUGGAUAUUGCGAUGAUGGCACUAACUUGGGGCUAAUCUAUGAGUUCAUGGCCAAAGGGAACUUAGCAGAGUAUCUCUCAGAUAGCAGUAGCAGUGUCUUGAAUUGGGAAGGAAGACUUGGAAUAGCGCUAGAGGCAGCACAAGGACUUGAGUAUUUACACCAUGGUUGCAAACCACCCAUAAUUCACAGAGAUGUAAAGUCUACCAACAUCUUAUUAACUGAAAACUUGCAAGCUAAACUAUCUGAUUUCGGGCUAUCAAAAACAUUUCCAAUCGAAGGUGGCUCUCAUGUCUCCACUGUCGUUGCUGGUACCCCUGGAUACCUUGACCCUGAAUAUUCUACAUCAAACAGGUUGACUGAGAAAAGUGACGUUUAUAGCUUUGGGGUAGUUCUUUUGGAAAUCAUUACAAACCGGCCUGUGAUUACAAGAACCAUAAAUGAGCCUACUCACAUAAGUCAUUGGGUUGGUUCCAUGUUGUCCAACGGGGACAUUGAAAACAUUGUCGAUUCGAGGUUGCAAGGAAAUUUUGAAAUAAAUUCUGUAUGGAAAGCAAUAGAAGUGGCAAUGGCUUGCUUAUCUCCUGCCUCCACGAAAAGGCCAACUAUGAAUUAUGUGGUGACGGAAUUAAGCGACUGUUUGUUAGCCGAGGUAAAGAGGACUAGAGGAUUAGACGAAGAUGAAUCACAAGAAUCAGUUGGCAUGAUAGCCAUGGAUCUUGGUUCUGAAAUAACUCCUCUGGCAAGGUGA